CGGUACGAAGAACGCGUUAUCAUUAUAAGUUCCAAAGACAAAGAGAAUUCGGUUACUGAUGCGGAGAAAGCACUUCAGCAGAUUGCAGCACUCAUAUUGAAGGAAGAUGGUACCAGCAUUGAGGAACUAAAGGUUGGAUCAGGGCAUGUGGCUGCCAAUACUAUAAGACUCCUAAUUGCAGGAUCUCAAGCAGGUUCUUUGAUUGGUGCCUCAGGUCAAAAUAUUGAGAAAUUGAGGAAUUCUUCUGGUGCGACAAUUACAAUUCUUGCUCCCAAUCAGUUACCUCUCUGUGCGUCUGCUCAUGAAUCAGACCGAGUGGUGCAAAUAUCAGGUGAUGUUCCUGCAGUUUUGAAGGCUCUUGAAGAGAUAGGCAAUCAACUAAGGGUAAAUCCACCUCGGCAAGUCAUUUCUGUUAGCCCAACAUACAAUUAUAAUGCAAUGCACCCUCCACAGUCAUACAUGGAUCCAACCUCAGUUAAUUAUGUAACCUUUGAGAUGUUGAUAUCGGAGACGUUGGUGGGUGGGUUGAUUGGGAUUGGUGGCUUCAACAUAUCACGGAUCAGAAAUGAAUCUGGGGCUACAAUUAAGGUUUGUGGUGGAAGAGGUGAACAAAAUUACAGGCAAAUACAAUUUGGUGGAAGUGCUGAGCAGGUAGCUUUGGCAAAGCAGAGGGUUGAUGAAUAUAUUUAUUCUCAAUUGAUACGACAAGCUGGUGUUCAACAGACAGCUCUGCAGAUGUGGUGAUAUCCCAAACACUAAGAAUUGCUACAUCUUUUAAUGGCAACAUCUCCAUGUGGAAGCUGUGAAGGACAAAGCUGCUUCCUACAAACUUCAAUCUGGUGGUUGCUGAGAGUGCUGUGGGAUUUUGGAAUAAUGGCUUUUUCCCCCCUUAAAUGUGACAUAUUGUAAUUGUGGCAAAUAGUUGUCUGAAUAUUUUCUACAUCAACUUCUCAAGAGCUUCUUCUACAAUAGGCUAUAAAAAGGCUGCUAGCAAAGGAAAAGUUUGGCUUUGAACUGAUAUCCAAUGUCUAAUCUGCUGAGGUGGUGGUCAUUUAUUCUAACAAUCUUAACUUUUUUAGUA
Molecule: messenger RNA, 1081 nt
Organism: Momordica charantia (bitter melon)
Lineage: Eukaryota; Viridiplantae; Streptophyta; Magnoliopsida; Cucurbitales; Cucurbitaceae
Source: RefSeq, a predicted model, not a curated record